This is a messenger RNA of Meloidogyne enterolobii, 399 nucleotides long. The record is from the annotation of a GenBank genome assembly. NCBI's taxonomy places the organism in Eukaryota, Metazoa, Nematoda, Chromadorea, Rhabditida, Meloidogynidae.
AUGCGGGUCCAAGCAAAUGAUUCAGAUUGGUUUAGAUUAGAAUCUAAUUCAGAUGGGACAAGAUGGUUUGGCAAAUGUUGGACAUAUCAUGAUAAAAUUAAAUAUGAAUUCGAUAUUGAAUUUGACCUUCCUGUCACAUACCCAAAAACUGCACCAGAAAUCGGUUCACAUGUUUUAACAAGUUAUUUUAAUAUUUUUAUAGCAUUACCCGAAUUGGAUGGAAAAACUGCAAAAAUGUACAGAGGUGGAAAGAUUUGUUUGAGCGAUCAUUUUAAACCACUCUGGUCUAGAAAUGCUCCAAAAUUUGGAAUAGCACAUGCUCUUUCACUUGGAUUGGGACCUUGGAUGGCUGUUGAAAUUCCGGAAAUGAUUGGGAGAGGGGCAAUAGUGAAACCUUAA